AUGCCGGUCCCCUUCGGACAUCAUGUGGUGACACGGAUACGCCAGCAAGACGGUCAGUAUUUGUCUCGCCCUUACACACCAGUGUGUGACAGCUUCGACUUCGCAUUGCACCCAGAUAUCCCAUUUGCGACAUAUGCAACCACAAUGUCUCUAAUGGUGAAAGUUUACCCCGACGGUCAAUUGUCGCCAAUGAUUCAGAAGCUGCAGCGCGGAGACUACAUUCAGGUGAGUUUUCCUAUGGGGCAGAUACCUCCGAACUUUCUUCGGUCUCCUACUCCCAUUGGUGUUUCUCCCGACGAAGAUCCUUCCUUAGUUCCAUGCUCCUCAGUGUUCAUGCUCGCUGGCGGCAGCGGUAUCACUCCCAUGUUACGCCCCCUGAAUUGGUUGUUAUGCGACCAGGGGGCAAUUGACCAUUUCCGCCUCACAGUCCAUAUGAUUUGGUUCAACCGCACAGUAAAUGAUGUGCCCAUUAAACAAGAACUGGACGAUUUACGCUAUCGGUUACCUACCAGGUUCUCUUUAAUGCAUGUUUUAUCUGAGCACUCGACUGAGACACUGCCUAGUGGUUUCACGUCCGGCUGCAUUUCUGACCAAAUUUGUCGCAGUGGCUUGCUGACUCUCCAUCUGGCUGGCAAGGAUCCAUCCACCUGCAAAGACCAUGUGACUUGGUUGAUUUGCGGUCCAUUAGGAUUCAACCGCGUGGCUGUUCAGAUCGCGAAACAAUGGGGAGCCCCGGAAGAUCGUGUGUUUGAAUUUAAAGGCUGACUAAAACCAGACGCCACCCUUGAUCUCUCUUCGCGGACCUUCCCGGACCAUGCACCUAGACUUACUUCCAGCUAGAGCACACCGGAUUUCCAUCGUACGCAUUUUCCAACUUCAUGUUUGCGUCACAUUUCUUCACUUCCUCCCCUGAUGCUAUCCAUACCGAUGAAACAAUUCUUAAGUAGCACGUCACUCCUCCUUGGUUUAUUCGUUCCGUUGCUUACUCUCAAUCGAAUGUCGAAGUUGAAGGGUACGCAUGUAUCGGAACCAAAUCAGUCAACAUCUUUUCUCCUCUCAAGAGCGUACGCACCUUAUCGGUUGGUGAUAUCUGGCAUUGGAAAAGAAAAUAUCUCAACCGUUGAUAUAUGACUGUGUUUUUCGCUCAUCCUCAUCAUUGCACUUUUCGCCCCAGAACUGUACGUACAAUCGGCAUGAGCAGCCCGACAUCUAGAUGAAUGUUUACUUCCUCUUUCUCUCCCCUGUUCAUACGUCUGUUGACGGCCUGUGUCGACAGACAAUAUUGAGACCAUGCUCUUUCCCACAAAUCACCACAAUAUUCAGGAAUUCGGUGUUAAAAUCCUUUCGCAGGCACCAUUUUUCUUAUGUUACUUCACACUGUUUAUCAUCGUUGAGAGUUUUUAAAGUUAAAAAGUCCUCUAAAUGCUGUCUUCCUCUCUAUGUCCACUUCAUUGCUGCCUCGCUCCUGGGAUAGAUCAUUUGCGUACGCUAUCAUCAUAAUACUUUGUUCACAUGGUUUAUAACUGCCGUUGAUCCCAUACUGGGGGGUGGCAUUUUGAAGCAUUCGUUUGUCUGCUUCAUCUGCGGUCCUAGUGGCUUCAAUCCGUUCAAAAAGCAGCACAAAUUGAUCCCUCCAAUUACUUAUUGCCCACUGGCCGUCGCAAUCCGGUGGCUUACGAGUAGAGGAUUCAUGUGACCUCCCAAGAGUCCCGGGUUCGACCCCAAAUCCUGCUGCCUCUGCAUGAUGAGUCAAGUAAUUAUCGAGCCGGUUGCAUAGCGUAUUGUUGCGAGCUGGCGGUGGCAAACUUUCAUGGAAUCCACCAUGUUUCAGGAGACCGUCUGUUUUCUUCGUUGGAUAGUGUCUGC
Messenger RNA from Dicrocoelium dendriticum, 1866 nucleotides. NCBI's taxonomy places the organism in Eukaryota, Metazoa, Platyhelminthes, Trematoda, Plagiorchiida, Dicrocoeliidae. The record is from the annotation of a GenBank genome assembly.